GAACCGCGCGGGGCCGGAGCGCCGGUCACAGCGAGCGGCGGCGGCGGGCGCAGCGAUUCGGAGCUGCCGCCUCUGCUCGCUUAGCCCCGCACGGCAGCCGGCGGCACGGCCGGGAGAGAGCGGAGCGGAGCCGCCGCGGAGCCUCCCCCGCCCGCCCCGAACUUUGUCGCCUUGUCGCCGGUGCGCCCCGUUCGCUGCGCGCCGGGAACUCGGGGUGCUCGCUGAAAUUCUGGAUUAUGUUCCUGCUGUGCCGGUCUGCGGGGAGCUGAGCCAGGGGAGGAAGCAUGCGGGGCUAUUUAAUGGUUUUCUGCCUUAUUUGCUGCACCGCGGACGGGCAAAUAGUGUAUUCCAUCGCCGAAGAAACAGAGCGUGGAGCCUCUGUUGGGAACAUAGCAAAGGAUUUAGGAAUAGAUGCAGCUACACUUUCAGCUCGGAAAUUUCGCAUGAUCACCGGUUCAAGUAAGCAAUAUUUUAAUAUAAAUGCCAGCACAGGGGCUUUGUCUGUUAACGAGCCCAUAGACAGAGAACAGCUUUGUGAAUUAAAGUCUGUCUGUCUUCUGAAUUACGAACUCGUGUUAGAAAACCCUCUAGAGCUUUAUAGGAUAGAAUUCAAAGUCUUGGACAUAAAUGACAACUCCCCCAGCUUUCCCUUAAGUGAAUAUCAUAUAAACAUGCCUGAGUUCCUGUCACCUGGGGCACGGUUUACGCUCCCUAAUGCCCAAGAUCUCGAUGAAGGUGCUAACGGUGUCCAGAAUUAUACUCUGAGCCCUGACGAACAUUUCUAUUUGGAAAUGCAGAUACGUGGGGAUGGGAGUAAAUAUCCUGAAUUGGUGCUGAAGAAAGCCUUAGACAGGGAGCAGCAAGCCACUCACAGACUUGUGCUUACAGCCAAAGAUGGUGGGAACCCUCCAAAGUCUGGUGAUGUCCCGGUCAUUGUGACUGUGCUGGAUACCAAUGACAACGCACCAGAAUUUGAGCACUCGGUCUACAGGGCGAGUAUCUUGGAAAACUCCCCCAGUGGCACUUUGGUAGCCCAAGUGCACGCCACGGACUUGGAUGAAGGUCCAAAUGGAGAGGUCAGGUAUUCCUUUAGCAAUACAACUUCUGCUGACUUGCAGCGGAUGUUCUCGAUUCACCCACACACUGGGGAGGUGACAGUCAAUGGCGUUUUAGCUGUUCAGAGACCCCUUCUCGAGAUGCUCAUUGAGGCAAGGGACAAUGGGGCGUUUGGCAUGUCCAGCACAGCGAAGCUGCUGGUGGAAAUCACGGAUGUGAACAAUCAUGGCCCAGAGAUUACAAUUACAUCCCUUUCCAGUCCCAUUCCUGAGGAUGCUGCUCCUGGCACAGUGAUAGCUCUGCUGAGUGUUUUGGAUAAGGACCCUGGGGAGAAUGGGAAAGUAACCUGCCAGAUCUCUGAAAACCUUCCCUUCCAGUUAAAGCCUUCCCUUCAAAACUACUACAGCCUUGUCACCAGUGAGCUUCUGGACCGAGAGCUGAUCAGUGAGUACAACAUCACCAUUACUGCCACAGACUUGGGUUCUCCUCCUCUCACCACUCAGAAGACUCUUUGGGUGCAGAUUUCUGAUGUGAAUGAUAACCCCCCUGUCUUCAGUGCUGAUGCAUUUGAUGUGUUUGUGGAGGAGAACAAUCCACUUGGUGCUUUUCUCUACCAGGUCUCGGCAUCUGACCCUGACAUAGGGGAGAAUGGACGGGUCUCUUACACGCUCAGGAAUUCCACAGUUGCAGGCAGUGCUCUGUCCAGCUUUUUGUCUAUGAACUUGGCCAAUGGGAGCAUCUAUGCAAAACGUGCCUUUGAUUUUGAGCAGCUUAGGAGCUUCCAUUUCCAAGUGGAAGCCAAGGACAGUGGGUCACCAGCCUUGAGUGCUGCCGUAACAGUGAAUGUUUACAUCUCAGACCAGAAUGACAACGCCCCAGCCAUCCUGUACCCCAUCAGCCAGAAUGGCUCACUAGCUGUGGAAGUCGUGCCCCGCCUGGCUGAUGAGGACUACCUGGUGACCAAAGUGGUGGCAGACGAUGAGGACAAUGCACAGAAUGCCUGGCUUUCCUAUCACCUCACCCAUUCCUCCGACUCCACCCUGUUCCAGCUGUCACCGCACACCGGCGAGCUGCGCACCACGCGCUCCAUGAGCUCCACCGACUUCCUCAAGCACAAGGUGGUCGUGGUGGUGCGGGACCACGGGGACCCACCGCUCUCCUCCACCGUCACCGUGGGCAUCCUGCUGGCUGACACCCUGCCCCAGGCACUGCCGGAUUUCGAUGACAGCGGGGAGCCACCGCCACUGCUCAACGCUACAAACAUCUACUUGAUCGUUUCCCUUGCCUGCGUCUCGUUCAUCUUUGCAGCAUUCAUCUUCUUCCUCGCCAUCGUCCGGCUGUGCCGGUGCCGGACUUGUUGCUGCUGCUGCCCAGCUGAUGAUUACAAAAAGUAUUGUUACAGUGUGCACAUGCUUCCCAGUUCCCACCUCCCACCGGACAUGCUGGAGGUCACUGGUGUGGGUAAACUCACUCACACCUACCUGUACAGGGCAUCUGUAGGUCUUGGGCCUAGUAACAGCAGCAUCCCAAAUGGAGAUGCUGGGAAUGUUCCUAGUGGCUCGAGGUUACAAGUGCCAGGACCCUGCAUCCAAGUGCAGCAGGUCCAAAGUGACCGGUCAAGUGUUGUCCUUGUGGCCAGUACUCUGUGUCAGUUUACAAUUAUUUGA
Messenger RNA from Cinclus cinclus, 2723 nucleotides. Its product is annotated as protocadherin alpha-C1-like. Lineage: Eukaryota; Metazoa; Chordata; Aves; Passeriformes; Cinclidae. Gene Ontology annotation, cellular component: plasma membrane. Gene Ontology annotation, biological process: homophilic cell-cell adhesion. The record is from RefSeq and is a predicted model, not a curated record. Bases 285 to 2723 code for a protein of 812 amino acids. Gene Ontology annotation, molecular function: calcium ion binding. The transcript has 3 exons.